GUUGGCGGUGUUGGAGAUAGGUCGGGGAGACAGACUGAAAGGGAGGCGGUUGUACCUGGCCUCAGAGAGACUUCUCCACCCAGGUGAACUCCUCAUCCCUCAACUCCCCAACGGGCCGAGGCUCCAUGGCUGCCCCUUCGCUGCACCCGUCCCUGGGCCCUGGCCUCGGCUCCCCACUGGGCUCCCCCGGGCAGCUGCACUCACCCAUCAGCACCCUGAGCUCGCCCAUCAACGGCAUGGGCCCACCCUUCUCGGUCAUCAGCUCCCCCAUGGGCCCGCAUUCCAUGUCGGUGCCCACGACACCCACCCUGGGCUUCGGCACAGGCAGCCCCCAGCUCAACUCGCCCAUGAACCCCGUCAGCAGCAGCGAGGACAUCAAGCCCCCGCUGGGCCUCAAUGGCGUCCUCAAGGUCCCUGCCCACCCCUCAGGAAACAUGGCGUCCUUCACUAAGCACAUCUGUGCCAUCUGCGGAGACCGCUCCUCAGGCAAGCACUACGGGGUCUACAGCUGCGAGGGCUGCAAAGGGUUCUUCAAGAGGACCGUGCGCAAGGACCUGACCUACACCUGCCGGGACAACAAGGACUGCCUGAUCGACAAGCGCCAGCGGAACCGGUGCCAGUACUGCCGCUACCAGAAGUGCCUGGCCAUGGGCAUGAAGCGGGAAGCUGUGCAGGAGGAGCGGCAGCGGGGCAAGGACCGGAAUGAGAACGAGGUGGAGUCCACAAGCAGCGCCAAUGAAGACAUGCCCGUGGAGAAGAUUCUAGAAGCUGAGCUGGCCGUUGAGCCCAAGACCGAGACCUAUGUGGAGGCAAAUAUGGGGCUGAACCCCAGCUCGCCCAACGACCCUGUCACCAACAUCUGCCAAGCCGCAGACAAGCAGCUCUUCACCCUUGUGGAGUGGGCCAAGAGGGUCCCGCACUUCUCCGAGCUUCCUCUGGACGACCAGGUCAUCCUGCUGCGGGCAGGCUGGAACGAGCUGCUCAUUGCCUCCUUCUCGCACCGGUCCAUAACUGUGAAGGACGGGAUCCUCCUGGCCACCGGGUUGCACGUGCACCGCAACAGCGCCCACAGCGCAGGGGUGGGCGCCAUCUUUGACAGGGUGCUGACAGAGCUGGUAUCCAAAAUGCGGGACAUGCAGAUGGACAAGACGGAGCUGGGCUGCCUGCGCGCCAUCGUCCUCUUCAACCCUGACUCCAAGGGGCUCUCGAACCCAGCCGAGGUAGAAGCUCUGAGGGAAAAGGUCUACGCAUCUCUGGAGGCUUACUGCAAACACAAAUACCCGGAGCAGCCGGGCAGGUUCGCUAAGCUCCUGCUCCGCCUGCCAGCCCUGCGCUCCAUCGGACUCAAGUGCCUGGAGCACCUGUUCUUCUUCAAGCUCAUCGGGGACACGCCCAUCGACACCUUCCUCAUGGAAAUGCUGGAGGCCCCACACCAGAUGACCUAGGCCCACCAGCUGGCCCUUGUGCCACCCAGUCUGGUGCCCCGCCUGGACACAGCUGCCCUGCCCGGCUCCAGCCCUGUGCCUGCCCCACCCCCCUGCCUGGCCCGUGUGGACCUUUGGGUGCAGUGUGUCACUGCAGCUCGAGA
This is a messenger RNA of Dipodomys ordii (Ord's kangaroo rat), 1588 nucleotides long. RefSeq names its product retinoid X receptor, alpha (gene Rxra). NCBI's taxonomy places the organism in Eukaryota, Metazoa, Chordata, Mammalia, Rodentia, Heteromyidae. Gene Ontology annotation, molecular function: nuclear steroid receptor activity; retinoic acid-responsive element binding; nuclear receptor activity. The coding region runs from base 126 to 1445 and encodes 439 amino acids. The transcript has 10 exons. The record is from RefSeq and is a predicted model, not a curated record. Gene Ontology annotation, cellular component: RNA polymerase II transcription regulator complex; nucleus. Gene Ontology annotation, biological process: cell differentiation; positive regulation of transcription by RNA polymerase II; retinoic acid receptor signaling pathway.